Messenger RNA from Hibiscus syriacus, 309 nucleotides. RefSeq names its product peamaclein-like. The record is from RefSeq and is a predicted model, not a curated record. Bases 18 to 284 code for a protein of 88 amino acids. Lineage: Eukaryota; Viridiplantae; Streptophyta; Magnoliopsida; Malvales; Malvaceae. The transcript has 2 exons.
CUUUGGGAAAUCAAGAAAUGAAGCUCGUCUUGUUGAUUUGCUCGCUUGUUGCUCUUAUUCUCGGCUCCUCUUUUUUCGAGGUAUCCAUGGCGGGUUCAGGUUUCUGCAACUCCAAGUGUGCGGUGAGGUGCUCAAAGGCAGGGGUGAAAGACAGGUGCUUGAAAUACUGUGGAAUUUGCUGCGAGAAAUGCCACUGUGUUCCAUCUGGUACAUUUGGGCACAAGGACGAAUGUCCUUGCUACAGGGAUAUGAAGAACUCCAAGGGCAAGGGCAAGUGCCCUUAGAUAUUCCUUUUGUCUUUCUAUUACU